GCUCGAGUAAUGGCGGGUGUUUGAGUGAGUUGUUUCAGCGAGUCGACAGAAAACCAGCCGGGAGUUGACAGUGGGGUUUACUAACAUCAUACAGAGGAAUUGCAGUCAGGAUGACCACCCCGAGGAACAAGACAAAGAAAGUUCCGACUAAGCUUGCGAUCACAAGCGAUGACAGCAAAAUCCUGGGUCGGACCACCUCGCUGAGGAGAGAGAAGACGACCAAUGACAAAGUGGGUACGCUGAAGAUGAGGACGUACAGCAGUGCCUGGACCCCCGUCGUACACAAGCCCUCCAAUGAACAGAUUUUCAAAGAGAGAAGAGAUCUUGUUUCACACUGGUAUGAUCUGUGGACUGACUCGCAGAGGAAGCGAUUUCUCGACAUCAUCUUCCAUCAGUGUAAACGGCCACAGAAGAAGUUUGUCCAGGACUGGUUCCGCGAGUAUGUUCCCUUGCAGCACCUUGACUUCACCUCCGUCCUUCCCAGAAUCCUGUCUGUGUACAUCUUCUCCUUCCUGGAACCCAAGAGUCUUUCCCGUGCGGCCCAGGUGUCCUGGCAUUGGAAGUUCCUCAGUGAACAGGACGAGGUCUGGGCAGGCAAGUGUCUCAAGUACGGCUGGUUCCUGCCCUACACAGCGGCUGACAACGAGUAUGGGGCGUGGAAGAAACACUACAUCGCCUGUGUCCAGACGCUUGACUACGUCUCAGGGAGUGGAAUGGAUGACCUCUACGGCACAAGGUCAGAUGGUUCCCGCUGGCAGAACAAGAAGAAGAAUAUCCGAACGAAGCCUAACCGACUUGACUCUUCAGACAGUCGUCGGUUGAUGGAUGUGCGACCGCCAUGGCAGGGACCAGAUUACAAUCCCCAGGAUCUACACAAGUCACACAUUGCCAUGGUAACCGAGAAGAAUCCCAAUGACCCUGACCUUCCCAAGUCAUCAUUAGUCCUCCAUAACCGGUGGGGCAUCAUUCGCAAACAACAUGAAAAUUCUGUGUCAAAGUCGCUGGACUUUGAGAUUGGUCUUGACACGAGUCGGAGGAGAGAACGACAUCGACUUAUUUCUGGAGAGGAAUAUGAUCCUCGGAGCGUCAACAACCGCACCCUGACCGAAUGUAUCCACUUGGAGAAUAUUGCAGAGACGAGGUUCCGGGAACUGGUAGAGACAAAUGGCCUUCCGCCGAACAGGACGGCCAUCAGGAGAUCUGACUUGUCAGGAGGCGGAAGGUAUCCCACCCCGUACAACCAGGUGACCACACUGCCCCCUGGUGGCAGCCAGGUGACGGCAACACCGCGCAUCAUCUUCAUCUCCUCCCGAGUCCCAGCAGCAGAGCUGCUGCUUGAUGCCGUCAUGUUUGGUGUGAUCCCGAUCGUGUACGAGUAUGAAGGGACGAGCACAGAGACGCUGAUGCAUCAGAUCGAGAAGGUUCUACAGGGCAGGAAUGCUCAGAGCGUGGGCCUGUUUACUCAUUCGGAUGAGCCAGGCGACAUCCGUCUCGUCCAUGGCUGCACCGUCAACAUCAACAACUACGAUGCCUCCGAGUCGUGCGAGUUCUUUGAAAGCGUGACCAAUCACAUCCUCCCAGCCAACAUGGGGGGACAGCUGGAUGUGUUUGUCCCUCUGGCUGCAUCAGAGGCUGGGAUGGAGCUGAUGGUGCAGCUGAGUGUCCUCACGGGGAUGCAGUUCUCCUCACCAACCGGGAUCAUCGGCUCCUACAACCACGUGAACACAGAGUGGCUGAUACCAUAUAAGGACGGCCAGCCCACAGAGAAGUAUUUCUGUCCAAGCAAGCUCCGUGUGUGGGCAAAUGUGGCCGAUCAGGCCCUGGAAGCAAUCACAGACUGUCAGCAGAUCAUGGCGCCUUACUUUGAGAAAGCCCAUCGGGACAUUGCCGCUCAGCUCACUGGCCAGGUUGUGUUUGACGCACUGGGUCAGGCUGACAUCCAGGGGACCCACUCCAUCACCCAGGCCCUCACUGACGGACUUGUCGCCCUCGGCAGUCAGAGCAAUGUUCAUCCUCUGGAGUUUCUGGGUCAGUUUCUUCUCGAGCAGGCAGGGGUCACUGAGAUCUCCAUGACAACAAGGGCUGAUAAUCUAAGACAGACACGGCAGACAGAGCGGCAGGGUCGGGACAACAUCCCGGGGCGCGAGGGAGGCGGGGCCGACUCCUCCCUGGACCGUGAGGUGGAACACAUCACCAGUGACCACUCCCAGCAGGAGGAGGAGGAGGAGAAGGAGGACCGCGGGGAGAGAGAUGACCUGCAGAUGGACUCAGCGGAGAAGUAUGACAGUCAGGAGAAGAUUUCCAAGGACGAGAAGAACAUGCUGAGGCAACAGUCAGUGAGCAACUCGACGAUGGAGAGGAAGACCGUCACCCUCAAGACACAGGACCUCAGGAACAAGUUUGGCACAAUGACGACCGGCACCCUUCGAGCAACCAAGUCCCAGCGGCUGACAUCCCAGCAAUAUACUGAGCAUCCUGAGAAGCGGACUCCGAUAGCUUUUGAGAUCCUCACCAGUGAGAUGGAGUACAACCGCAUGUUGAGGGCUGUCAGAGAUGUGUACUACAAGCCUCUCAAGUCCGCUCUCACUGCCAACAGGGCGAUCAUCAGCAGCCAGAAUCUGCAUGUCAUCUUCACAGAUAUCAUGGCCAUUCUCACCAUCAGCAGACAGCUGACUGAGGAUCUGAAGAACCGCCUGGCAGACUGGACGUACCAGCAUACAUGCAUCGGCGACAUCUUCGUCAAGUUCUGCUUACAGCUCAAGGCAUACACCAACUUCAUCAACAACAACGAAGUCAUCCUCGGUGCAAUCGAGCGCUGCAAGGAGCAGACGCCAGCAUUCCGCGCGUACCUCCUUCGUCACCAGCACCUCCCCGAGACAAAGAUGCUGACGCUCCAGGAGCUCCUGCUGCAGCCAAGUCGUCGCAUCUCGGAGUAUGUCACUCUGCUCAGCUGGUUCGAACUCCACACGCCACGCAACCACGCUGACCGCGAGGACCUGGCCAACGCCAUUGCCACCAUGCGGGAGCUGGAUCGCGGCAUCAAGGAGUGCAAGCGCCGUGUACAGAGGGAGCGACAACUUGUCACGCUGCAGAAGAGAAUCAUCAACUGUCCGGCACUUCUGGAAGCCAACCGCUACCUCAUCAAACACCAGGAUGUGGCGCACCUCAAACCCCCAGCAGAGGACUCUGUCGUGCCAGAACUUAGAGCGUACCAGCACACGCAGAUGCUCGGCCUGUACCUGUACAACGACGCCCUGGUGGUGACACGACGCACAUCCAAGCACUUCCCGUUCUCCCGCGCAGUGGAAUACACAUACAAGUUUGAAGCUAGCGUGGGACUGACUCGCCUUUCCGUCUCGGAAAUCCCCGACUCCAAAUAUGUGAAGAAUGGCUUUAAGAUGUCUACCCCAAAGCGUGAAUGGGCCUGUUCCACAGAGAGCUCAGAACAAAGGCUGAACUGGAUCAGUCUAUUGGAGCAGGCAAUCAGAGGGGGGUUGGAACACUGAUCAUAUGGUGUUGUGUUGUCAAGUCAAAAGUCAAAGUACAGCUUUAAUUUUCAAAUAUUUUCCAUAUAAAUUGUUAUAUAACGGCAUUAAAGAUGGCCGUUGACAGCAAAUAUUGUAUACAAUAUCCUCUGUCCCAUGUGUAAUUUCACUAAGGCAGUUUUAUUCUACAGGUAAUUUUACUUGACAUUUAACAGAUUUACCAUUGCUUGUAGUUUAUGCAGGGAAAGUGUCUUAGUACCUCUGCACUACCCUCAAUAAUGUUAACACAAAGGCAGACAUUCCCAAAUUUACAUUUCCCUGAACGAACCUGCUCACUAAGGGACAACCAUUUUAUAUUCUUGGGGGAGGUGAGGAUGGGAUUGUUUUGAAAAUAAUAACCUGUUACCGAAAAUUCUGAAAAAAAUAAUUUGUCUUUAUGUUUUUUACAAAAGAAGAAUUUCUUCAUUUGUACGUAAGGGAUGUAUUGAAAAUUAUGAUGUAGUUUUCUUACUCCUACUAUCAGAGAUAACAAAUAGUGUGUUGAAUUGAAGACAUAUUCUGUCUCAAACAAGCUGGGAGGAUCUAGUUGUCUCCCCUGUGUAUAUGGAGUGGAUUGGAGUCUUCGCUUCAGAUUAUACUUAGUUGGGAAUGUUUAUUUGACUUUCGACGUUGAACAGGCCUGGAUCUCCAUUGACACACAAGUGGUCGCCACAUUCUGUCAAUUUUUUCAAUAUGUCUCUUAUAAACCGUGCAUCGAUACUGAAUGUGACUGGUGACACAUUGAGCAGGUUUGCUAUUGAAGGCAACCACUACCCG
Molecule: messenger RNA, 4301 nt
Organism: Haliotis rufescens (red abalone)
Lineage: Eukaryota; Metazoa; Mollusca; Gastropoda; Lepetellida; Haliotidae
Product: epithelial cell-transforming sequence 2 oncogene-like
Exons: 25
Coding region: 111-3506 (1131 amino acids)
Molecular function (GO): guanyl-nucleotide exchange factor activity; protein binding
Source: RefSeq, a predicted model, not a curated record